This is a messenger RNA of Microcebus murinus (gray mouse lemur), 4015 nucleotides long. RefSeq names its product moesin (gene MSN). The record is from RefSeq and is a predicted model, not a curated record. Gene Ontology annotation, molecular function: actin binding. NCBI's taxonomy places the organism in Eukaryota, Metazoa, Chordata, Mammalia, Primates, Cheirogaleidae. Gene Ontology annotation, cellular component: cytoskeleton.
GGCGGGGAGCGGCGCGGAAGCCCGGCCACAUAAAGGAGCGGGCGGCGCGACGGGGGCGGCUCUUUCCUGGGUGGGGUUUGUGAAGUCGUGGCCCGUUAGCAGGAAGCCGAGCACUCGCCCGGACGCUAGAGAGGGACCCAAUCCGAGCCCCCGGCCCCCGAGUCCGAGCCCUGUGUACAGCGCGAUCUCAGAGCUGCACGACAGUUCCUAGCCAAACUUCACCAACUCCGCUACCUUUGCCGCCACCAUGCCCAAAACGAUCAGUGUGCGGGUGACUACCAUGGAUGCAGAGCUGGAGUUUGCCAUCCAGCCCAACACCACUGGCAAGCAGCUGUUUGACCAGGUGGUGAAAACUAUUGGCCUAAGGGAAGUUUGGUUCUUUGGUCUGCAGUAUCAGGACACUAAAGGUUUCUCCACUUGGCUGAAACUCAAUAAGAAGGUGACUGCCCAGGAUGUGCGGAAGGAAAGCCCCCUGCUCUUCAAGUUCCGGGCCAAGUUCUACCCUGAGGAUGUAUCUGAGGAAUUAAUCCAAGACAUCACACAGCGCCUGUUCUUUCUGCAAGUGAAAGAAGGCAUUCUCAAUGAUGACAUUUACUGUCCUCCUGAGACUGCUGUGCUGCUUGCCUCCUAUGCUGUCCAGUCCAAGUAUGGCGACUUCAAUAAGGAGGUGCACAAAUCUGGCUACCUGGCUGGAGACAAGUUGCUGCCACAGAGAGUACUGGAGCAGCACAAACUCAACAAGGACCAGUGGGAGGAGCGCAUCCAGGUGUGGCAUGAGGAACACCGGGGCAUGCUCAGGGAGGAUGCUGUCCUGGAAUAUCUGAAAAUUGCUCAAGACCUAGAGAUGUAUGGUGUGAACUACUUCAGCAUCAAGAACAAGAAAGGCUCAGAACUGUGGCUGGGGGUAGAUGCUCUGGGACUGAACAUCUAUGAGCAGAAUGACAGACUGACUCCCAAGAUAGGCUUCCCCUGGAGUGAAAUCAGGAACAUCUCUUUCAAUGAUAAGAAAUUUGUCAUCAAGCCCAUUGACAAAAAAGCCCCGGACUUCGUCUUCUAUGCUCCCCGACUGCGGAUUAACAAGCGGAUCUUGGCUCUGUGCAUGGGGAACCAUGAGCUGUACAUGCGCCGCCGCAAGCCUGACACCAUUGAGGUGCAGCAGAUGAAGGCACAGGCCCGGGAGGAGAAGCACCAGAAACAGAUGGAGCGUGCUCUGCUGGAAAAUGAGAAGAAGAAGCGUGAGAUGGCAGAAAAGGAGAAGGAGAAGAUUGAACGGGAGAAGGAAGAACUGAUGGAGAGGCUGAAGCAGAUAGAGGAACAGACUAAGAAGGCUCAACAAGAACUGGAAGAACAGACCCGUAGGGCCCUGGAACUUGAGCAGGAACGGAAGCGUGCCCAGAGUGAGGCUGAAAAGUUGGCCAAGGAGCGUCAAGAAGCCGAAGAGGCCAAGCAGGCCUUGCUGCAGGCGUCCCGGGACCAGAAGAAGACCCAGGAACAGCUGGCCUUGGAAAUGGCAGAGCUGACAGCUCGAAUCUCCCAGCUGGAGAUGGCCCGACAGAAGAAGGAGAGUGAGGCUGUGGAGUGGCAGCAGAAGGCCCAGAUGGUACAAGAAGACUUGGAGAAGACCCGUGCUGAGCUGAAGACUGCCAUGACCACACCUCAUGUGGCAGAGCCUGCCGAGAAUGAACAGGACGAGCAGGAUGAGAAUGGGGCAGAGGCCAGUGCUGACCUGCGGGCUGAUGCUAUGGCCAAGGACCGCAGUGAGGAGGAACGGACCACUGAGGCAGAGAAGAAUGAGCGUGUGCAGAAGCACCUGAAGGCCCUCACUUCAGAGCUGGCUAAUGCUCGAGAUGAGUCCAAGAAGACCGCCAAUGACAUGAUUCAUGCUGAGAACAUGCGACUGGGCCGAGAUAAAUACAAGACCCUGCGCCAAAUCCGGCAGGGUAAUACCAAGCAGCGCAUUGAUGAGUUUGAGUCCAUGUAAUGGGCACUCAGCCUCUAGGGACCCCUGUUCCCUUCUUCCUUUCCCCCAUACUCCUACACCCUUGCCUAACUCACACUGUGCUGGAGCCACUAACUAGAGCAGCCCUGGAGUUAUGCCAAGCAUUCAGUGCAGCUAGGAGACCAAACCUUGCUCUUACUUCCCUGGGAAGUAAGUGGCCCACUAUGGUGCCAAUGGGACCUCCUUUCCCCUCUCUGUCUCAUUUCAUCUGUCUUGCUAGAACAUACCACUUCCCCAGCUCAGAGGCACUUCGUACUUGGUAUGGCAAAUACCUCCACACUUACUGUUGUUCUCUGGGAGUCAAGUGUGGAAUAGGUUGAAAACUAGCCCCAACCCCUGCCCCACCACUGCCUUCCUCUUCAGGGUCCUGUGAUUUGCAGGGUUGGAGUAUCACAGGGUUUAGAGAAAGAGGCAGGGCCCUGGCAAUCUGCUUUAGGAUGCCAACUGACCUAGGAUUUGGCCUCCCAGUGCCCAUCCCUUUUAGAGUUAUUUAGGCUUUGCAAUGAUUGGAGGAUAAAGAGAUGUUUAGUCAUUCUUGUUUCUACCUCCCAGAUUGGGCCUGUCCCGAUAAGCCUUGUCCCUGAGUUUAGGGACUCAGUUUUUCCCCAGGGUGGGAUGGGGGAGACAAUGACUUCAAGAGGCUUCACCAACAUCCUAGAAGGCUAUUGGCCCUUCUCUAAUUUCAGCAAGGCUGAGUAGAAGAUCUGCCCCAAUGCCUUAUGGGAGCCCAAGCCUGUCUCAAGUGAGCUCUAUGGGCAGAGGUGCCCCUUCAUUAUUAUUCCAGGUCCCUGGUCCCUUGUUGGGUUCUGUCCCUCCCACUCCAAUCCCCAAAUUCCCUUCAGCUAGAAUAGUAGGAACAAAUACCCAAAAGCUGAACUAGCCCUAUCAGGACUUUUGCCAAAAAAGAGUAAAUGUUCACACCUGGCUUCAGUAUUUUCCCUGCCAGGGGUUUUAGGUCACUUCCUCCAUCAGAGCUACUUGGGCCACAGUUCCUGCUUCACAGCCAUCUGGGCCUUGGUAUGGUGAGCCCUAGAACUUGAUGCCAGUAGGCUCAACUGGGAAGUAGGGGGGGAAAAGCUGAGGGAAGCAUAUUCCCCUAAUCCCACAGUUUACUCAACCCUCUCAGGUGCCCAAUACACCCUUCCUGUCACCUCCCUCCAAGGAGAUGACUGGGCCCUGCCUCUGUUUGACAAACCUCUAACCCAGGUCUUGCUGCCAGUUGUACUGUCCCUUGGAGCUGUAAACCAGAAAGCUGCUGGGGAUUCUGGCCUGGUCCUUUCCACACCCCCAUGCCUUACUCUCAACCUAGAAGCAGCCCCCUCCUCCUCUCUGACUCAUGUGUGCUCUUUUUCUUUCUACCAGUAUUAUAUAUUCUAGUAAUAUCUAACUCAAUAUUGAUUUCUGCCUUUCUUGCUAAUGCACCAUUAGAAGAUAUUAGUCUUGGGGCAGGACCAUUUUGGCCUCGUUCCUUUACCACCCCCACACCUGGGAUGCAUAUACUAUAUUACAAAAGGAUAUUUUACCAAAAAUAUUAAUGUAAGGGACUUUCAGUAUUAGUGAUGUCAUCUGUCACUAUAGGUCAUACAAUCCAUUCUUAAAGUACUUGGUAUUUGGUUUUAUUGUUCCUGUUUGCCUUCUCCCCAGGGUUCAGUCCCCAAGGGGCCAUCCUAUCCCUCCACGCAGUGCCCUUAGCCCAGAGCCUCCCUCGAUCCCCUUCCCCACCCCACCCCUCUAUGCCUUACCUUGGGGAGUCUUGUGUGCAUUGCUGUGAAUUAUAUUGAUACUCACUUGGUAAUAUACCCUAUAUAGUCUAAAUUCAAACCUGGAAUUAUGGGGCAAUCGAGCUGCCUUAAGGGCAGUAACCCACCCCCAGGGAGGCUGGGGAGAAAGGUUAGAUUUUGUAUUCAGGUGUUUUUUUUUGUGUGUAUUUUUUGGGUUUUUUAAAAAUUGUUUUUGGAGGGAUUUAUGCUCAACCCAUAUUCUAUUUCCGUGCCAAUAAAAUUUAGGAAGACUUCA